UUCUUAUUGUCGGGGACUCCCAUCUACGUGCUCUUGUAGAUGGCUUUAUUCGGAUGCCAGAGUCUCGGCUGAGCUUUGGCUUCCUGUCGAUCCCGGGGGCGUCUGCUUCUGAAAUUCGCACUGAGGUUCUGCAUGCUGCAGUUCCUCGUGCACCUGAUGCCGUCUGCGUCAUGGCCCCCGGCAACAACCUGACCAGCACCACUGUUGAGAAGGCCGGUGUGGAUUUUGCCAAUCUCCUCACCACUUGUGGCAAUCGCUGGUCCAAGGUUUAUGUGGUCGACUUUCCUCCCCGCCUGGUCGUUGACGUCCAACACCAGGACCUGCUUCGGCAGGAAUAUAGACGUGUGGCUGCUCGUAUGGGUGUAAAGUUCUACAACGCUGCAGAGCACUUCCCCCUGAGUGAUUUGGUGCUGUGGAGCAAGGAUGGUGUCCAUCUGAGUGAUUGUGAGGGGAUGGGGAUCCUCGUCCAGUUGUUCUGGUCUGCUGCCAGCGAGCAACUGCUGACACCACUUCCUUCGCCCCGGAUCUCUCCUCAGCCUCCAGUUCGGAAAGCUACAGUGAGAGAGAGAUCCCCUGCUCCACCCAGCCCAAAACCCGUGAACGGAGGAAUAUUGGUCAGGGCGGCAAGACGAGCCAUCCUCGGGAACCUCCCCGGUCCAGAGGUUCACCAAAGCCCAGGAUGGCUCAACAGCAGGUGGAGGAGAGCUUCCUUCCACUGAACCCCGUCUGGUUCAGCAGCACAGCCCUAAGUGCCAUGGAGAAAGUGUCUCCCUCCCAUAUGUCUUGCCUGGCGGAUUUCAAGGCUUCUCCUAAGCCAAAGAAGCUGUUUGACUCACCCCCGGCCAGAUUGUCCUGCAGUUGGGGCAAGACAGAAACCCCUGUUUGUUCUCCCAUUGCAAAGAUACCCAAGAUGAUGACCCC
Molecule: messenger RNA, 921 nt
Organism: Acanthochromis polyacanthus (spiny chromis)
Lineage: Eukaryota; Metazoa; Chordata; Actinopteri; Pomacentridae
Exons: 7
Coding region: 54-719 (221 amino acids)
Source: RefSeq, a predicted model, not a curated record